GAACUUGGCCUUUAUCAUGACCGUGGAGAUGAAGGGGCCUCGUGAAUACUCCUCCCCUGCAGACUGGCCUCUAAUGAUGUUCUACAUGGUGAUGUGUAUAGUGUAUGUGUUCUUCGGGGCGCUCUGGCUCUUCUGGUCGGCCUGUUACUGGAAAGAUCUGUUGAGGAUCCAGUUCUGGAUCGGAGGAGUGAUCAUCCUGGGCAUGCUGGAGAAGGCCGUCUUCUACUCCGAGUACCAGAGCAUCCGCUACAGAGGAGACUAUGUCCAAGGUGCUGUGAUCUUUGCCGAGUUGCUGUCUGCUCUGAAGAGAUCUCUGGCUCGCAUCCUGGUGCUCAUAGUCAGUCUGGGCUACGGCAUCGUCAAACCCAGGCUGGGCACCACAGUCCACCGGCUAGCAGCAGUAGGCCUGCUCUACCUGCUCUUCUCCUCCGUGGAGGGAGUGCUGCGCGUCACAGGAGGUUUCUAUGGGACCGUAGCCCUGGUGGCUAACCUGAGUCUCUCUCUCAUUGACUCCUGUGUGAUGUGGUGGAUCUUCAUAAGCUUGUCCCAGACCACUCGUCUUCUGAAGCUGCGUAGGAACGUGGUGAAGCUGUCUCUGUAUCAGCAUUUCACCAACACACUCAUCUUCUCUGUUCUGGCUUCUAUUAUCUUCAUCAUCUGGACGACCAAAGUGUUUAAGCUGGUCGACUGCCAGACGGGUUGGAGGGAUUUGUGGGUAGACGAUGCCUUCUGGCGCCUCCUCUUUUCCACCAUCCUCCUGGUCAUCAUGGUGUUGCUACGACCCUCCGCCAACAGCCAGAGGUUCUCCCAUUCCCCUCUGAUCGAUGAAGACGAUGAGGAGGAUGAAGCCAAGGAACCCAUGCUGAAUGAAGCCUUUGAGGGGAUGAAGAUGAGAGGCACCAAGGCUGAGACUAAUGGAUCCCAGUCACAGAAACUACUCAGUAAAGAGGAUGAAGACCUGAAAUGGGUUGAGGAGAACAUUCCCACAACUGUUGCUGAUGUAGCCCUCCCAGUAAUGCUUGACGAAGAGGAGGAAAUUCUGAAAACCAAGAUGGAGAGAUCUAAAAUGGAAUGACCGAGUCAUGACCGAGGGGUUUCACCGAGUGGAGGGGUUUCACCGAGUGGAGGGGUUUCACCGGUGGAGGGGUUUCACCGAGGCAGCCAUUGAUGGAGUCAAAUGAAGUGACCCAUCAGAUCCUAUAUUUAUAACACUUUUAUGUUCCUUCAUUUUGAGCACCGCCAUGCAGCCGCUAAUAAACUCUACGGCUUUGCCAAAUGGCCCCUAUUCCCUCUGUAGUGACAGUAGUACACUACCCUAUGGGCCCUGGUCAACAGUAGUACACUAUCCUAUGGGCCCUGGUCAACAGUAGUGUUGUAUAUAGAGUCCUGGUCUACAUUAGUGUACCCCUAUGGGCCCUGGUCAACAGUAGUACACUACCCUAUGGGCCCUGGUC
Messenger RNA from Oncorhynchus tshawytscha (Chinook salmon), 1454 nucleotides. RefSeq names its product transmembrane protein 87A-like. Gene Ontology annotation, biological process: retrograde transport, endosome to Golgi. Lineage: Eukaryota; Metazoa; Chordata; Actinopteri; Salmoniformes; Salmonidae. The transcript has 13 exons. Bases 17 to 1075 code for a protein of 352 amino acids. The record is from RefSeq and is a predicted model, not a curated record. Gene Ontology annotation, cellular component: Golgi cisterna membrane; Golgi apparatus.